AAAGUGGCGUUGCUCUUGAGGUUGCAACUUGAACUCGUGCUAGGAAAUUCGGAAUGCGCAAGGAUCGCGGGCUCAUUCAUGGAUGCAUGGCCGCCCAACGAUAUUGAUGACUUUUAUCAUCGCUCCCUUGGAAGAAAGCAACUUCAGUCUCCGAGCGUCGAAGCGUACGGUAAUGGAGUGAAGCGAAGAGAGUUGGCGAUCUCCACCGAGCUUGCAGUCUCCAGUGUCCACCGAUUAUAUACGGACGUUGAAGCAAUAAUUGAACAUAGGCCACAAGGAUGCCGGCACCCUGCGCGCGCCAGCCAGACUUCGUUAAAGCUGGACGUUACAAAUGCAUCCCAGGCAAUUGUAUUUGUUGACACUAUUUGAAACAACACUGGCUAUACCAUCAUGUGUUGAUGAAGCUUUCACGGUUGCCAGAAGUCUAUGAGUCGUCUGCGAAUGAGUGUCCGAAUAUUGGUAUCAUCUUGAACGGGCCGAAAGUAUCGCAGUCUGACG
Messenger RNA from Suillus fuscotomentosus, 498 nucleotides. RefSeq lists its product as uncharacterized. The annotation marks the transcript as partial. NCBI's taxonomy places the organism in Eukaryota, Fungi, Basidiomycota, Agaricomycetes, Boletales, Suillaceae. The transcript has 3 exons. The record is from RefSeq and is a predicted model, not a curated record.